AUGAGCGGCAGGGAUGAAAAGUCGUGCUCAGAACCCAGCUGGGUUUGGCCCGUUCCCCCUGCUGCCAGCCGGCCCAUACCACAUCUAGGUGCGCCGGAUAAAGGGUAUAUGUGCCUCACCCGUGGCCUCACUCAAAAGACAGCCCAGCGCAUCCAAAAGCACUGCAAGGACAAGCACCAGUGGGUGAAUCCACAGACACGGGGGAAAGUUAUUCAGAAACAUGACGAGCGCCCGGACCUGUGCCCUACGCCGGGAAUAUCUUCUACCAGAGCCGGCUCCCGCGCGGCACGCAAGGGGGUCGGCCGUUCCAGGUCACACCCGUCGAUGAGGAUAAGACUGCAGAGGUGCGGAGAUGAACAACCCAAGAUAACCUCCCGCACGGACUUCUCCGGCCUCCACGCCUUCCGUGAACCCAUCCCCUCCCUCUCUCCACACGAAGUCCUCGUCAAAGUGCGGAGCCUCGCGCUCAACUACCGCGACGUCGUCAUCGCGCGCUCCCAAUACCCCUUCGAAGUAAAGGACCAGGUCGUGCCGAUCUCCGACAUGGCGGGCGAGAUCGUGCAGGUCGGCAGCGACCUGGUGGCCAGCGGCGGGUUGGCCGUCGGGGACCGGGUGGUCGCGCCGCUGAGCCCGUCGACGCUGUAUGGCCCGUUGAGCACGACGGCUGAUACGUUCGGCGGGUUUGUGGACGGCAUGUGCAGGGAGUAUGUGGCGCUGCCGGCGCAUAUCGUGGUUAAGCUGCCGAGGACGGGGCAUAGCUUUGCGCAGUGGGCGUCGCUGGUGUGCACUGGGUCGACGGUGUGGAAUGCGUUUUAUGGGAAUGCGCCGCUGAAGCCUGGGGAUACGGUGCUCGUUCUUGGUACCGGUGGAAUUUCCUUGACGGCUCUCGUAUUUGCCAAAGCCGCCGGCGCAACCACCAUCGUCACUUCCUCCAGCGACGAGAAGCUGGAAUACGUAAAAUCCAAGUACGGUGCUGACCACACCAUCAACUACAACAAGACCCCCAACUGGGCCGCCGAGGUGCAGCGGAUCACCAACGGUAAAGGGGUAAACCACAUCAUAGAAGUCACGGGCGCGGGGACGAUUGAGCAGAGUAUUGAAUCCGUCGCACAUGGAGGCAUUAUUUCUAUAAUCGGGUUCAUGGCACCUCUCCCCCAGGAGAAGAUGCCCGACGUUUGUGGGGAGCCGUGGGCUACAGAUGCCUCUGGACAAGUCGUUUGGAUUUAA
Messenger RNA from Hypoxylon fragiforme, 1227 nucleotides. RefSeq lists its product as uncharacterized. The transcript has 5 exons. Gene Ontology annotation, molecular function: oxidoreductase activity. NCBI's taxonomy places the organism in Eukaryota, Fungi, Ascomycota, Sordariomycetes, Xylariales, Hypoxylaceae. The record is from RefSeq and is a predicted model, not a curated record. Bases 1 to 1227 code for a protein of 408 amino acids.